This is a messenger RNA of Ogataea philodendri, 1683 nucleotides long. RefSeq lists its product as uncharacterized. Gene Ontology annotation, biological process: protein phosphorylation. Bases 1 to 1683 code for a protein of 560 amino acids. The transcript has a single exon. The record is from RefSeq and is a predicted model, not a curated record. Gene Ontology annotation, molecular function: ATP binding; protein kinase activity. Lineage: Eukaryota; Fungi; Ascomycota; Pichiomycetes; Pichiales; Pichiaceae.
AUGUCCAUAGUGAGGUAUAAUGAUCAGCAUUUGAGCGUGGUUCACCACAAUAAGCUAUCCAACUCUGUUGUAUUGUACAACUCUCAGACCAAAGACUUGGAGCUUGUUCAUCUGGACAACGAGGAGUCCCCCGGAUAUGGUGGUGGGAAUGGGGCAAGAAGACGAUCUGUACCCUCGCAGUUUGAGUUUGUGUGUCCUGAUUGCGGGUACCAGUUCAACAUUGAUCCGACGUCGGUAAAUCAGUCGGGUGGGUCUCCCCCCACCGGAUCGAGGCCAGAUUUCUUGCACAAUGAUUACUUCAAGCUUCUUGCCAAAGUGGAUGCUGGGAACGAGACAAACAGAGAAUUGAUCUCGUCCUUGUUUCGGCAGUCUCACCCCACCGACUCCGAGAAGAUACCGGUGGAAUUGAUCAACCAAGGGUAUUUCAAGAAGUUCUUCACCGUUCUUGGUGUCCUUGGCAAUGGGUCAAAUGGUAAGGUGAUCAAAGUGGAGCACAAAUUAUAUAACCUCCAGCUUGGAGUGUUUGCGCUGAAAAAAAUAGCCAUUGGGAACCAUUUUGGCAAUCUGGUCAGGAUCUUGAACGAGGUCAAGUUUCUCUACAGCUUGACCGAUUCUUCCAACAGUGGGAACUUGAACAUUAUUAAGUAUAACCAUGUUUGGUUAGAAGUGGAUCAAAUCAGCGACUUUGGGCCUCGUGUGCCAGUGGUUUUCAUACUCUUCGAGUACUGCGAUGGAGGAACGUUAGAAGAGAUGGUUGAAGAGACAAUCCAUCCCAGAUUCAACAUUAAUGAAGAAAAGCUGCUCCGUCGCAGACGCAAGGCAGGUGCAGCAGAAAAAUCACUUCACCAGCGAGGAAAAAGGUACCUCAACAACUUUGAGAUCUACAAGAUCUUCAAGGAUGUUCUGAAUGGACUGCAUCAUUUGCAUGAACAAAAAAUACUGCAUAGAGACCUCAAACCGUCCAAUUGUCUGUUCAAGACUAAAUUCCCUGAAGAUUACAAACCAGUUCAGUCGGUUCGCGAAUUGGACAGGAUCCCAAAUCUCGUUGUGAGCGACUUUGGAGAAUCCAUCAUGGAGAAUAGCAAACGAAGCUCCACAGGAAAUACGGGAACCUUGGAAUACUGCGCUCCAGAACUGUUUGAAAUCGAUCAAACAGGAAGAUUACAUGACUUUUCGUACAAAUCGGACAUUUAUUCGUUGGGGAUGAUACUAUAUUACUUGUGUUUCGGAAAGUUACCUUUCAAAUCGUCAGAUCAAAGCACAAUCAGGGAGGAGAUUCUAAAGUCGGACAUAUUUGACGAUAUGGAAACUCUGCGUACAGACGGAUUGUUGCCUGCGUAUUUGCGAUUAAUUAGAAUGAUGGUUGAUCCGGACUAUACCAAACGUCCCGAGAGCGGCGAGAUUCUUGUGCAAUUGGAGUCGGUUUACGAGCAACUAACACCAAAGACGUAUAAACCAGUUGCGGAGAUUUCCAAGUCUCGGUGGCUGAAAGUCGUUCUCUUGAUGCAUGUGUUGGUCAACAUUUGGAUCUGUCCGUAUCAAAAGAUCAACAAUGUCCAGUUCAUGGUUUUGGGAGGAAUUCUGUGGCAACGGCCUCCGGUCCAGGUGCUGUGGAUCGAGAUGGCGGCAACCUUGAUUUUGUUGGUGCUCAACAUUGACAGUUACCGGUCGAGGUUCUUGUAA